AUGUCUAAGCGAACGAUCGCUUAUUUUGGCGCCACGGGAGGCUCCGUUGCGGCAUCCCUCGCGCUCGCCCUGCAGAACGGCCAUCUGUGUUCCGUCCUUGUCCGUACCGAGGCGAAACUGCGUGCCCUUGUUCGCGAGCGUGGUAUCUCGGAUGAGAGAAUCGCAAGCCAUCUCACUAUUGUUACCGGCAGCGUCAAAGACCCUGCUGCCGUCGCCCAGACGCUCCAGGCCCCCAGCAAGGGUGCCGGUACGGUAGACGUUGUGAUAUCCGGUAUUGGCGGCAAACCCCGGUUCACGCCCGACCCAUUGAGGCCGACGCUGGAAGAUCCCACCAUAUGCCAGGAUGCCACGCGCAUGAUAUUCGACACCCUCCGCUCGCUGGGCGGCCCCAAACCGCACUUUGUCGUCAUCAGCACAAUCGGAGUCAACCAAAUCGGCCGUGGCAUCCCUAUAGCCAUGACUCCGCUCUAUCACUGGCUACUUACCAUCCCCCACCAAGACGUGAGAGAAAUGGAGACAAUGGUCAUGGCCGAGAUGGAGAAGCCAGCGCUGCAGAGAGCUAUACGAAGCUAUCUCGUUGUGAGGCCGAGCCUGUUAACGGACGGUGAAAUGACAUCCAUGGACCGCAUAAGAGUCGCCAGCGAUAUCAACCCCCAGUUCGGCUACACGAUUAGCAGGAACGAUGUCGGGAUGUGGCUAUUCGAGACGGCCGUUAGGGGAACCAGCGCUCACACAGGUGGGAGGAUCGUAACGAUCACGGGUUGA
This is a messenger RNA of Coniosporium apollinis CBS 100218, 765 nucleotides long. RefSeq lists its product as uncharacterized. NCBI's taxonomy places the organism in Eukaryota, Fungi, Ascomycota, Dothideomycetes. The coding region runs from base 1 to 765 and encodes 254 amino acids. The transcript is spliced from 2 exons. The record is from RefSeq and is a predicted model, not a curated record.